This is a messenger RNA of Syngnathus typhle (broad-nosed pipefish), 1744 nucleotides long. It is a transcript of the gene guca1b, whose product is annotated as guanylate cyclase activator 1B. NCBI's taxonomy places the organism in Eukaryota, Metazoa, Chordata, Actinopteri, Syngnathiformes, Syngnathidae. The coding region runs from base 945 to 1538 and encodes 197 amino acids. Gene Ontology annotation, cellular component: photoreceptor inner segment; cone photoreceptor outer segment. Gene Ontology annotation, biological process: visual perception. The transcript has 4 exons. The record is from RefSeq and is a predicted model, not a curated record. Gene Ontology annotation, molecular function: calcium sensitive guanylate cyclase activator activity; calcium ion binding.
AAGUCACAAUAUAUUUGUAGGCUGAAUCUGCAGUUUAUUGCUAAGACAUGCAGUAGAUACAUAAAUAUGAAAAUUAAGUAAUAAAAUGUCCUUAAAAUCCAAAACUGGCCUUGUACAAAGGGAUCACACGUGUAGAUUGUGACCUGACCUCUCACUUGCAUUGCAGUUUUCACAUACAGUUCUACAAAGAUGUUUGUCUGCAAAACACACAGGCAAAGGCCACUAUGUUACAGGAACAUGUCUCUCUAAAAACCUAUUUGUAAUCCCCACUAUUUUGUUUUUAGUUUGUUUAUAUACCUGAGGGUAUGCAUAACACUGUCAAGUGAAAUCCAUGAUGGCCUUGACAUUUCUCAACUAAGAUUAACACAAUCGCUGUUGUCAGCAGGUAAGGAGGGAUGGGAUGGUAUUGACCAUGGCAAGCUUUCAACUCCAUGUGAUGGUUUAUACAUAUUGCGUAAAACUCUGAUAUUUUAGUCACCCAAGCCCUUUGUAAGAAUUAUUUGCACGUUUACAAAAGGAUUCCAUUACUUUGCCCCGGCCGGGCCCAAGCUCUGUAAACUGACUGACUUCUCCCUCUGGUAUAAAAGUUAAGUCUUCAAUUAACAUAAUGAAAACGCAUGGGAAGGAGCUAAUAUUGUAUUUAGUAUUGAUAAUGUGUGGCUAUGUGGGCGGUGCUAAAUGACAAUCCUCUCAUGAUGUGUCUGUGGACCGAUUGAUUUGGACAAGUGAACCUUUGUAAUCCCCUCAUGAGAGCCAUAACAACCUUUGUCUCAUCCAGAUAGGAUUCUACCACAGGACAAAGUUUCAGCGACACAGCUGGCAUGCCAUUUCUUCACAUUUUAAUUGACUGCCUUACAAACAUUUAUGUAUUAAUAAUCGGCUCAAAGCGUUUUAUGUAAUGUAAUUCUUGCAGUUUUCUGGGUACUGCGAUAAAUCUUUCCGUAAUGGGUCAGCGCCUAAGUGAGGACAGCGACCCAGACAAAGAAAUAGAUGUUGCUGAGUUGCAGGAAUGGUACAAAAAGUUUGUGGUGGAAUGCCCAAGUGGGACACUCUUUAUGCACGAGUUCAAGAGUUUUUUUGGGGUCACCGAUAACAAAGCCGCUUCCGAUUACAUUGAAAACAUGUUUCGGGCUUUCGACAAGAACGGAGACAACACCAUUGACUUUCUCGAGUACGUUGCAGCUUUGAACUUGGUGCUUCGGGGUAAAUUGGAGCAUAAAUUGAAAUGGACGUUCAAAAUGUACGACAAAGAUGGAAGUGGGUGCAUUGAUAAAACAGAGCUUCUUGAAAUUGUGGAGUCUAUCUAUCGACUGAAGAAAGCCUGUCAUGGAGAGCUGGAUAAAGAGUGCAAUCUUCUGACCCCAGACCAAGUCGUGGAUCGGAUAUUUGAGCUGGUUGAUGAAAAUGGAGAUGGUGAACUCUCCCUGGACGAGUUUAUUGAUGGCGCACGGAGGGACAAGUGGGUGAUGAAGAUGCUGCAGAUGGAUGUCAACCCUGGGGAUUGGAUCAAUGAGCAAAGACGCAGUGUGGACUUGUAAAGUCUUAUCAUGUGCACAAAGCUUUUGUGUGACAUGAACAUCAAUACUGCUUUUUCUCACAGAUCCUGCAUGAAUGUAAAUACGGUACAACAUGCCAUCUAGCAUAAGUGUGCAUAAAAAUGUGUAUUUGAUGUGCUCAUGUUAUAAAGAAAUAUAUACAAAUGCAUCAUAAAUUUGUAGUUGUUGAUAGGUGCGAAAGGAUGUUA